AUGGUCCCACUUAAUAUGACUCAAUUUCAUCCCUCUUCUUUCCUUCUUCUGGGGAUCCCUGGGCUGGAAAAUAUGCAUCUCUGGAUUGGUUUUCCUUUCUUUGCUGUGUUUCUGACAGCUGUGCUUGGAAAUAUCACUAUCCUUUCUGUGAUUCGGAAUGAGAGUACUCUCCACCAGCCCAUGUUCUACUUCCUGGCCAUUCUGUCAUCUAUUGACCUGGGCCUGUCCACAUCCACCAUCCCUAAAAUGCUUGGCAUCUUCUGGCUUACCCUGAGAGAAAUCACUUUUGAGGGCUGCCUCAUUCAGAUGUUCUUCAUCCACCUGUACACUGGCAUGGAGUCAGCUGUGCUUGUGGCCAUGGCCUAUGACCGCUACGUGGCCAUCUGUAACCCUCUUCGCUACACGCUGGUGCUGACAAACAAAGUGGUAUUCAGCAUCGCAUGGAUAAUUCUACUGAGACCUUUGUCUUUUGCCGUACCCUUUGUUCUACUCAUCCUAAGGUUACCAUUUUGUGGAAACCGAAUUAUCCCGCACACUUAUUGUGAGCACAUGGGCAUUGCCCGCCUGUCCUGUGCCAGUAUUCGGGUCAACAUCAUCUAUGGCUUAUGUGCCAUCUCUAUCCUGGUGUUUGACAUCAUAGCCAUCGUCAUUUCUUAUGUCCAGAUCCUUCGUGCUGUAUUUCGACUCUCUUCCCGUGAUGCUCGAGUCAAGGCACUCAGCACUUGUGGCUCGCAUGUGUGUGUGAUGUUGACUUUCUAUACUCCUGCAUUUUUUUCAUUCAUGACCCAUAGGUUUGGCCAGAAUAUACCACGCUAUAUCCACAUUCUUCUGGCCAAUUUCUAUGUGGUUAUUCCACCUGCUCUCAACCCUGUAAUUUAUGGUGUCAGAACUAAACAGAUUAGGGAACAAGUACUGAAAGUCUUUUCCAAGAAAUAA
Microcebus murinus (gray mouse lemur) is the source of this 936-nucleotide messenger RNA. RefSeq names its product olfactory receptor 52E1-like. Gene Ontology annotation, biological process: G protein-coupled receptor signaling pathway. The record is from RefSeq and is a predicted model, not a curated record. NCBI's taxonomy places the organism in Eukaryota, Metazoa, Chordata, Mammalia, Primates, Cheirogaleidae. Gene Ontology annotation, cellular component: plasma membrane. Gene Ontology annotation, molecular function: G protein-coupled receptor activity; olfactory receptor activity.